GGAAAAUGGUGAAGAUGUUCCAUUUCAUCCUUCUUGCCACUACCCUGGUAAUGGGCAGGGAAAGCUGGGCUUUGGAGAACUGUCUCCAGGAGCAGGUGCGUCUCAGAGCCCAGGUGCACCUGCUUGAGACCCGGGUCAAACAGCAACGGGUCAAGAUUGAACAGCUUUUGCAUGAGAAGGAAAUCCAGCUCCUGGAUAAAGAGGACAGCGGAGUGAUCGACAUUGGAGGCAAGAGGCAAUAUGCAGAUUGUUCAGAAAUUUUCAAUGAUGGCUUUAUGCUCAGUGGAUUUUACAAAAUCAAACCUCUCCAGAGCCCAGCAGAAUUUUCUGUUUAUUGUGACAUGUCUGAUGGAGGAGGAUGGACUGUAAUUCAGAGACGGUCUGAUGGCAGUGAGAACUUUAACAGAGACUGGAACGACUAUGAAAAUGGCUUUGGAAAUUUUGUCCGAAAAAAUGGUGAAUAUUGGCUGGGUAAUAAGAAUCUUCACUUAUUAACCACACAAGGAGACUACACUUUAAAAAUUGACCUUGAAGAUUUUGAAAAAAAUAGCUGUUAUGCCCAAUAUAAAAACUUUAAAGUUGGAGAUGAAAAGAACUCCUAUGAGUUGAACAUCGGAGAAUAUUCUGGAACAGCUGGAGACGCACUUGCAGUGAGAUUUCAUCCCGAGGUGCAAUGGUGGGGUAGUCACCAAAGAAUGAAAUUCAGCACGUGGGACAGAGAUCAUGACAACUACCAAGGGAACUGCGCAGAAGAAGAUAAGUCCGGCUGGUGGUUUAACAGGUGUCACUCUGCAAACCUGAAUGGUUUAUACUACCUGGGCCCCUAUAACAAUGAGACAGACAACGGGGUUGUCUGGCACACCUGGCAUGGAUGGUGGUAUUCUUUGAAAUCCGUGGUUAUGAAAAUUAGACCAAAUGACUUUAUUUCAAAUAUUGUUUAAUUGUUCCCCUUGAGCUUUUAUUUCUGCAAUCUUGGUUUAAUAUGAUUUGAAAAAUA
Messenger RNA from Molossus molossus (Pallas's mastiff bat), 997 nucleotides. RefSeq names its product fibrinogen like 1 (gene FGL1). NCBI's taxonomy places the organism in Eukaryota, Metazoa, Chordata, Mammalia, Chiroptera, Molossidae. The coding region runs from base 6 to 941 and encodes 311 amino acids. The record is from RefSeq and is a predicted model, not a curated record. The transcript has 7 exons. Gene Ontology annotation, biological process: negative regulation of T cell activation; regulation of immune response.